Messenger RNA from Oncorhynchus gorbuscha (pink salmon), 1395 nucleotides. Its product is annotated as dynein light chain Tctex-type 5. Lineage: Eukaryota; Metazoa; Chordata; Actinopteri; Salmoniformes; Salmonidae. Gene Ontology annotation, molecular function: dynein intermediate chain binding. The record is from RefSeq and is a predicted model, not a curated record. Gene Ontology annotation, cellular component: cytoplasmic dynein complex; cytoplasm. The transcript has 2 exons. Bases 149 to 859 code for a protein of 236 amino acids. Gene Ontology annotation, biological process: microtubule-based movement.
CCUGUUGGUGGGUUGGCCAGUGUUCGCCUGAUAACUUUCCUUAGCAUGCAGAGGAGUCACAAAGCAGUGUCUGAGUCACAAAGCUUUUGCGGGAGAGUUGAUCAUCAUACAGUAGUCUCUCCGGUGAUUUUAAAAGGUUUGGCUCGAAAUGACGACCCAGCAGCCCCCUCUCUCCCAGGAGAUUCUGGCUCAGUGUAACCAGCAGGCCAUGGAACCAUGGGGCUCCCGGAAGCUUCGCCAGAGCCGCCAAGGCUCCAUCUCCACCCUCCGCAGCUCCCUGUCUAGGGACCAACAGCAGCAGCAGCAUCCCCGGUACCCUCUUCUACUCCCAAGGGGCUUCCUCCCUAUCGAGUCCUCAUCCAGGAGGCCCAAUAUCAGCAACCCAAACUCCCCUUUCAUACGCCGGGACUUGGUCGCCCUGACCAAGCGUUUUUCUUUUGGCGGUUGGCUUCAGGGCAGUCGGGCCAGUUUCUCUGGGUUGCCCCUCCAUCAGCCUGUCCAGCUAGAGAACACCUAUAAGACUGAACCAGAGAAGGGAUGUCUUUUUAAAGCCAGUAAGGUCCAGAAGCUUGUGCAAGCCAUGCUGGAUAGUUAUCUGGAUGGGGCCAGCUAUAACGCAGCCUCAGGCAGCCAUCUUAGCCAGAUUCUGUCAGACAUGGUGAAGAGCAAAGUGAAAGAGAUGAGUCCUCCGCGGUACAAGCUGGUGUGUCAGGUGGUGGUGGGGCAGAACAGGAACCAGGAUCUACGAGUGGCCAGUCGCUGUCUUUGGGACUCGCAACAUGAUGACUUUGCAGUUGCCAUGUUCCAAAACCAUUCUCUUUUCACAUUGGUCAUAGUCCAUGGAGUUUAUUGUGAGUGAGUCGUACGCACUGGCAACUGAACAAAAAUAUAAAUGCAACAUGUAAAGUGAUGGUCCCAUGAUUCAUGAGCUGAAACAAAAGCUCCCAGAAAUGGUCCAUAGGCACAAAAAGUUUAUUUCUGACUACAGGAAUGUCCACCAGAACUGUUGCCAGAGAAUUUGAUGUUUAUUUCACAAGCCUCCAGAAACAUUUUAAAGAAACUGUCAGAAAUUUUCUCAGGAAAGCUCAUCUUCGUGUUCAGCGUAGUAACCGACUACAGUGGGCAAAUGCUGACCUUCGAUGGCCACUAGAACACUGGGGAAGGGUGCUCUUCACCGAUGAAUCCUGGUUUCAACUGUACCGGGCAAAUGGCAGUGUGUAUGGCUUGGUGUGAGCGAGCAGUUUGCAGAUGUCAACAUUGUUUACAGAGUGUACCAUGGUGGCGGUGGGGUUAUGUUAUGGGCAGGCAUAAGCUACGGACAACGAACAAAAUUGCAUUUUAUCAAUGGCAAUUUGAAUGCACAGAGAUACCAUGACAAGAUCGAGGCCCAUUGUC